UCUGCAUGUGAUGUCUGCACAGGUUAGCAAUGGAGAAUGAGAUGAGAAAGAGCCAAAAAGCUUUCCAGUCUUACAAUUGGGGAGAAAAACAACCGGAGUAUAAAUAGAGGGGGCUGCGAGGGACUGGAAUGUUUUGUGCAGUGGUGUGGGAGAGAUCAGGACUGAAGAUCUGACUGUUCAAAACAAAGCACAUCCUGAGUGCGGAGGCCAUGUGGAAGGGUCUGGUCCUGGCCUUGGCUCUCGGCCUGCUCCCUGGGAGCGGCGGAGAGGCCGACGGCUCAGAGAGCCCCUAUUGUAAGCCUGCGCCCCCCUGGAGGAUCGGAGAGCUGGAUCCCAUGAAGGAAGGCCUGGGCAGGGUGACGGUGGUAGCGCUUUUUCAGGCCAGCUGAUCCUUUUGCCUGGUGCAGGCGUCCAAAUUGGAUGGGCUGCGCCUAAAGUUGGAGAAGCAGGGCCUGAAAAAUAUAAGCUACAUGGUGGUGAAUGACAAGGCAGAGAAUGCCCAAAGGCUGCACCAUAAGCUGGCAGAGAAGCUGUCAGAACACAUCCCCCUCUACGCCCAAAGCCGCUCCGAACCGCAAGACAUCUGGCAGAUCUUAAACGGGGAAAAGGACGACUUUUUGAUCUAUGACAGAUGUGGACGUCUCACAAACCACAUAUCUCUUCCAUAUUCUAUACUGACUACACCGUACAUUCAGGAUGCAAUAAGACAGACGUACUGCAAUACAACCUGUGGAAAUUGUCCCAUAGAGAGUGAAAUCACACUAGAAGAAUGUCUAAAGACACCAGACAAUGAGUCAGAAGAGGCAGGCACCCCCCAUGGUCACGGCCACGGCCACCAUCACGGCCACGACCACCAUCGUGGCCACGGCAGUGAACACGGUCACAACCACAAUGCCGACCGCGGGCAAGACCACUCUCGCGGCCAUGACCACGGUCACAACCACAAUGCCGACCGCGGGCAAGACCACUCUCACGGCCAUGACCACGGUCACAACCACAAUGCUGACCGUGGGCAAGCCCACUCUCACGGCCAUGACCAUGGUCAGCAGCAGCAGCAGCAGCAGCAGCCAAUUAACCUCCCCUUUCACUAUCACCGUCAAGGCCAGCAACGGCAGCAGCGGGUGCACCUCCUCCCCCAGCAGGGUCAGGCCCCGGCGGAGCUAGAGCUAGAGCUGGGGCAGGGGCAGGUGAGGCAGGGGCAGGGUCAGGCCCCAGUGGAGUUAAUGCUAGAGCUGGGGCAGGGGCAGGUGAGGCAAGGGCAGGGGCAGGUGCAGGUUAGGCAGACGAGGCAGGUGAGGCAGGAGGACUCGGGGGCCGCGUUCGACCUGCUCACCCAGCUGGCGCACAGACAGCCCUGAGCCCAGCGGCAUAAGAAAAGGUGAAAGUCCAAGCACAGCUGAGAGUGGCGAGACACCAGCAGCGGCGCCCUCCAGGGGUCGUCUAGCUGAUGCUGACACUGACGGCAGCUGCUGGAGGGCGCAGAGGGUCUCUGACACUGUGACGAGGCGCUCCCAGCCUCCUGACAGUGACAGCUCACCCCCGCUGGCGUCGACCACCUCGUCAGGGAGACCUGACAGUGACGCCCGGUGCCCCCCGCUGCCUGACAGCAGCAGCAGCCCCAGCCCAAGUGAACCUGAGCCGAGAGCGGGCCCUCCUCCGCCUGAGUGUGACAGGGGGAGAUCUAAGCAGUCCACCAUGUGGCCCUGUGACGGUCUCUCACUGUUCCUCAGUUUUAAGAUCUUUUGGAGGUGCUCCUCACGGCAGGUUCAUAAGACUGGUACCAUGUUACCAAGAAGUAUUACCCAGACUUUGAGGCCAGCAUCAGACCACCACCAUUAAAGGUUCAUUAAAUUAAGUUCUUAAAUUGGCUCUAAUUUGGAAGUAAGAACUGAACCAUGUCUUUCAUACAAUUUAAUCAAGAUAUUUUGCAAGUGGUAGUUCCUUUGCAGUACAUAAUGGAAAUUAUAAUUCCCUUGAAAGUACAAUCAGGAUACUGUCACUUACCAUUUCGAUUUGAUAGGAAGUGGUAGCUUGUGACUCAACUAUAAUGUACGACUCAAAAGAGCCCUCAAGCAUUUAAAGACAAACAGCCCAAGUCGCAUUAAGUGGUGCAAGUAAUACAAAAAUGUAGGACACAAAGGUCUGGUGUUUGCCUCAGUCCUGACGUGACUAAAGUAUUAUGUAGAUGUCAUUUCACCUCCAAAAUGCUCUUUGUUGCCAUUAUGAAGUCAGGUGCGGAAACUAUGCACUAGUGGUGCCUGUUGGAUGCUAUGCAACAUUGAGUGGGGGAGAGGAGGCGUCUUACAUAAUGCCUUUAGAUCCAACUAAAUAAGAGAAGUGUUAAGAUUUAGUGAGUUCAAUUCGGUGAUCAGAGAUGGUCUAGAGAUUAGAGAUUUCUUAUUUUUGUUUUAGUACCAUGAAGGGAUGUUUUUUGAGGUAGAAAUGACUAAGAUUGAUGGACCAAAGGUGCAGCUAUGUAAUAGCAAUAUAUAACAUCUAAUGCUUCAAACACUGGGCCCUAAUUUCAUUGAUGGGCAACGCAGCUGGCAACAUGAAAAGGCCUAAGUCUUACGACCUAAAGCUAAUUUAAUACCUUGACAAAAUCAUUUUGCUUAUUUCAUAACAUGAAUGUCAAUGAAAUGAGCAAAUAUGGGUAUCCCCGCCUAUUCUCAUUGCGCAGUUCCAGAUGCACAAGGUCGUUCACCGUGCUUAUUCCCCUAUGAAAUAAGGGCUCACUGUGUUAAAUGCUACAUUGCACAUAUACGUUUCACGAAUGUUUUUCCUUUCAUCUUUUUUUUUAGUGAUAUAUACCUAUAUGCAAGAAUUGCGUACAGGAUGCACAUUUGCAAACAUGUAAAAUCACAAAAAAUAGUAUUCCAGUUUAAGUCGCAAUGAAAAGGGAACCUGAAAUGCAAAUGAGAGAGAUACUGCUCAGAUGGAAACAUUUUGCAUACUUAAUGAAGGUCUCCAGGAAAGAAUUCUCCUCUGGAAUGCCUGAUGCCUUGUAUGGAAAGUGUGAGAAUGAUGAAUAUUAAAGGGUGAAAGAUGAAAUGCUGUUCUGAUGGACUGUGAAAUAACAACAUGACAUCAGAAAUAAAAUGGACUGGAAUAAA
This is a messenger RNA of Clupea harengus (Atlantic herring), 3113 nucleotides long. It is a transcript of the gene selenop, whose product is annotated as selenoprotein P. Gene Ontology annotation, cellular component: extracellular region. The transcript has 7 exons. NCBI's taxonomy places the organism in Eukaryota, Metazoa, Chordata, Actinopteri, Clupeiformes, Clupeidae. Gene Ontology annotation, biological process: selenium compound metabolic process. Gene Ontology annotation, molecular function: selenium binding. The record is from RefSeq and is a predicted model, not a curated record.